Telopea speciosissima is the source of this 2100-nucleotide messenger RNA. RefSeq lists its product as uncharacterized. The transcript has a single exon. NCBI's taxonomy places the organism in Eukaryota, Viridiplantae, Streptophyta, Magnoliopsida, Proteales, Proteaceae. Bases 1 to 2100 code for a protein of 699 amino acids. The record is from RefSeq and is a predicted model, not a curated record.
AUGACCGGCAGACACAUCUCUGAUAACAUUCUCCUUUGCCAAGAGCUGCUGCAUGACUACCAUGCUCCCCAUGGUAUGGCGAGGUUUGCGGCUAAGUUGGACAUCCGAAAAGCCUUUGACUCCGUCAAUUGGAGUUUCUUAUUUUCGCUCCUUCAUCGGCUGAACUUCCCCCCACCCUUUCUUGCAUGGGUGGUGGAGUGUAUCACCAACCCUAGUUUUGUGGUGGCCCUCAAUGGUGAGCAAUCACGCAUCUUCUCCGGCAACCGCAGUCUUCGUCAGGGAUGCCCCUUAUCCCCAGCUCUAUUCUCCAUUGUUUUGCAGUUCUUUUCAGAUUCUCUUGAGCUCCUCGCCACCUUGGGGCAUUACCAGUACCAUGCCUUCUGCGCUCAACCAGGCAUUACUUUGCUUUGCUUCGCAGAUGACUUAUUCAUUUUUGGGAAGGCGACAAUUCCUAAUGCCGCAAUGCUUCAGCAAUGCUUUGACGACUUCAGUCUUGUGUCUGGCCUCACCCUCAACCAAGAGAAGUCGCACAUAUUCUUUGCCAACUACAGUCCUACUCUUCAAUUACAGAUCUUAGCCCUGCUUGGUAUUCCGGCUGGUUCCUUCCCCAUUACCUAUCUGGGGGUUCCUAUAUCCUCCAAGAAGUUGAAGCCCAACGACUUUGAGGUCCUUACCACUCGAGUUCAACGGUGUUUGGCCUCUUGGCGGGGCAGGGUUCUCUCCUUUGCCAGCCGGUUGCAGCUUAUUCGCUCAGUCCUUUAUGGCACAAUCUCCUAUUGGCUUAAUGUCUUCAAACUCCCUUCUGGGGUUAUGCGACGUCUUGAGAGGUUGAUGGCUAAGUUCUUAUGGCGUGGCCAUAGCGAGCAUGGCUCGCAUAAAGUUGCUUGGCAUUCGGUCUGCAUGCCCAAGGAGGAAGGGGGCCUCGGUCUUCGCCGCCUGGCUGAUUGGAACCAAGCAUCCUUAAUGCGACAUAUUUGGAGUCUCUCCUCCUCUCAGGACUCAUGUUGGGUCAGUUUUAUUUUGGCCCGUUGGUUACACCAUCACUCUCUCUGGUCUCUUGCUCCGCCCUCCCGGUGUUCGGCUACCUGGAAAGCCAUCCUUGACACGCGCUCGAUUGCUCAACACUGUAUUCGUAUCCUUCUUCGUGAUGGCUCCCACACCUUGGUGUGGCAUGACCCUUGGCUAGCGGAGGGCCCUCUCCACAGUCCCGCUCUACUUUUGACUCCAACCCUUGGCCGUGACUUUUUUGCUACUGUGAACACAUUACUAUCUCCUACUCCAUUACUUGCUGACCCGCCAAACGAUCCAGCCAUUCAAACCCGAUGGACGGAGAUCUGUUCGUCGCGGUGCUUCCAUAGAUUCUACAGGGAUACCUUUGUUUGGACACCCACUUCCUCUGGUCGGUUCAACACUAAGUCGGCUUGGAAUGCCACUCGAAUCUCUGGGGCUCCGGUUAGUUGGCACCGCGUCAUUUGGGCCAUGUCCACCCAUCCGCGCUUCUCCUUCAUUGCUUGGUUGGCCGAUCGACAAGCCCUCACCCUUAGAACCAAGCUUGCCGCAUGGGGGAUCAGCACUAUCCAGACUUGCUACCUCUGUAACUUGGGCAAUGAAACCUUUGAUCAUCUAUUUUUUGCUUGUCCCUACACGGGCCCUAUCUGGGCGCAUCUGUUGCACAUGUGUGGGUACAACCGUGCUCCCAUAGACUCCUGGCAGGCUGAGCUCACUUGGGUUGCCAAUCACUUCCAAGGGCGAUCCUUUGAAGUGCGCAUCCGGCAAUUGUGUUUCUCUGCCACUAUCUACCGGAUAUGGGCCGAGAGGAACCAACGGGCUUUUCAGAAUGCUGCUCACCAUCAUUCUGCUGUGAUACAUUCUAUCAUUCAUGAUACCAAGACCAAGUUCUCCAGCGGCAACAUUACAGUUCUUGAUAACCCAGGAUCCCGUAACUUUUUGGCCCAUUGGAAUAUCACGGCUUCCUUUUCGCUGGGUCCGGAAACUCCAUUCUUUUGGUUGGCUCCUCCCCCGGGCUGGACGGCUGUCAACUGUGACGGGUCGGUCCACUCUUUUCUGUGGGCUUUGGAACCAUUGGGCACAACCACUUAG